AUGGGUAUACAGCGUGUGUCAGAGUCUGUGUUUGUGGAACUGCUUUACAUAGUGGGGACCUCACAGGAGGUGAUUAUGAGGAGAGAGAUAGUGGACAUCAGGGACACGAUGUUAAAUCAAGUGAAACUGACAAUAGAAGACAGGGCGAUGACUAGUGGGAGUAGAAGAGAAGGAUUUAGGCUAAAAGGAUCAGAUGUAGACUAUAUGUUCUGGCCAACUGACCACACGGUAAUAUGGAAUUUAAAUCAGGUACAGAAUUACGACUUAAAUAGAAAAACAUUGAUUCUCUGUGAUUGUUCUGAAAGCCCUCCAGGAUUUGCCUUACUUCAAUUACUGACAUCAACACAAAAGGAAAGUGUAAAGUAUGCAUGUAUAAGAAUAAACAGCAGACUCUAUAUAUCCAGUUCCAAAUACAGAAAGAUCACACGUUCAGCGCUUUUUCCUAAUUCUAAGGAACAUGGCCCUUGUGGUAGUGGUGUUGUAGUGGGAGGAGAUUAUGACCAUGCCGAGUGUUUUGUCUGUGAUUUUUGGCCCCCUCCUGCCUCCAAAUGGAUAGACAGAUGCCACUCAUGGCCCCAUUCUUAUAUUGUUGAUGACAUAGUUAGAAAUGGAUGCCACUUUGUAGCAAUUGGACACAAACUAGGAAAACACGCAGACAAAGAAUGGAGAAUUUCCUUCUCUUUAGCAGAACAAAAACUUGUAUACUCAAUGAAUCAUUGCCAAUUCUUAACCUAUGGGUUGCUUAAAUUGUUCUUAAAAGAGUCUAUUAAUGAUGGAUUAAGUGAUGAGGAUAAAUCACUCUGUUCAUAUCACAUGAAGACAGCAGUUUUCUGGGUGAUUCAACAAAACAUAUUGCCUCAAUGGCAUCCACAAAAUAUCCUUGAGUGUUUCUGGAUUUGUUUUAAAAUUAUCCUUAAAUGGGUAUAUGAGGGGGUAUGUCCAAACUUUUUUAUUCCAGAAAACAACAUGUUUCUGAGUAGUAUCCAUGGUGAAGCACAAAAAAAUUUAUUUAUUAGGCUUCAUGAAUUGUAUGAGAAGGGUAUAGUAUCACUGCUUCAUAUUCCAUCUAUCGAGUCUAAGAUUACAAGUGUCCUUCAAAAUCCAAGACAAUCUGUUGGUACAGAUGAACACAUUCUGAUCUCCAAGGUUUCAUUUGCAAUAGAUCUAUUUAAUGAGUUGCAUCAUAUUAUUCUACCAACACCAGUCCUACAUAAAUGUAUUAGGUUCUUCAAUGCUGUAGAAAAGUUGAUAAUUUUACCCCUGACUCAGAACCAAGUUCUCUUGUUACAGAGGCUAACAGCCUCUAUACUCCAAAAGACUGCUUUUAUGUUAUACAAGCUUUUAACUGUUUUUGCACCACUCAAGAUAAAUUCUAGCUCAGUUAUAAACAAGCAGGUGUAUAUGACUAAUAAAACAUCCAGUAAUAUGCUGAAAUUAGCAGCCAAGUUUGGGUGUAUCUCAGACAUGUUAUAUAUUGCAAUGUUUUACUACAAGACUCUUAGAUAUAAAGAAGCUUUAUUAGCUAUAGAGAUGACAAAGGUCAAGUUAGCAAAGCCAAACGUAAUGUAUGUCAGCCAUUUAUCUAAUGAUAUCUUGUGUUACAGACAUGUAGACCCAAUAAGAGCACAAACAACUCUAGAUAUCCUACAGUUCCUAGUCCACCAUGAUCAGGGGAUGUAUAUAGAGAUACACAAAAGAGACAUAUCCUGGCAGAUUCUAGGGAUCUGUCAACAGGUUACAGGGAACCAUCAAGCUGCUCUGUAUUCCUACCAACAAGCUCUCAGACAUACAUCACACAACAUACAAACUGCUGCAUUGAUGAGAAUACAAGAAAUCAUGGGACUCAUGCACAGAAAUCAUUAAUAAUAUAUCACGAUUGUUUCCUGUCAGAGUUCAGCAAUUCAGAACUUUUCUUCGAGAGAAG
Saccostrea echinata is the source of this 1924-nucleotide messenger RNA. RefSeq lists its product as uncharacterized. NCBI's taxonomy places the organism in Eukaryota, Metazoa, Mollusca, Bivalvia, Ostreida, Ostreidae. The transcript is spliced from 2 exons. The record is from RefSeq and is a predicted model, not a curated record. The coding region runs from base 1 to 1863 and encodes 620 amino acids.